AUGGUAAUAAGGACGCCGGGCAUCAAGUUGUUUGGAACAACAAUAGAAGUGAAAGAAAAAGAAGAAGAAAAUGAUCAAAUAUCAAGCAAAAAUGAUGAUGAUUAUGAUCAACUUGAGAAUAAAAGGCCAGACAAGAUUAUUCCUUGCCCUAGAUGUAAAAGUAUAGAAACCAAGUUUUGUUAUUUCAAUAACUAUAAUGUUAACCAACCAAGACAGUUUUGCAAAGGUUGUCAAAGAUAUUGGACGGCCGGUGGUGCCCUCCGGAACGUCGACGUCGGUGCUGGCCGCCGGAAAAAUAAGCUGCCGCCGCCGCCUAGCGGUGGUGCGGCCGGGAUAUUAGGGUUAUCGGGUAGUUGCUUCUUUGAAACUAAUUCUAAUAAUUAUGGGAUUCAUGAGCUUGACUUUGAUGAUAGCCGGAUGUUGGCCGUGAAGGAGUGGCAUGCGGCGGAGCAAGAUGAAUUCCGGCAUCUUUUUCCGGCCAAGAGGAGGAGGAACGUCACCUCCGAUAGUCAAUCUUCUUGA
Messenger RNA from Nicotiana tabacum (common tobacco), 522 nucleotides. RefSeq names its product cyclic dof factor 4-like. Gene Ontology annotation, molecular function: DNA-binding transcription factor activity; DNA binding. Gene Ontology annotation, biological process: regulation of DNA-templated transcription. The record is from RefSeq and is a predicted model, not a curated record. Lineage: Eukaryota; Viridiplantae; Streptophyta; Magnoliopsida; Solanales; Solanaceae.